UACAGUUGCUGUGGGCUGGACACGAACAGGAUCCUGGUGAUGCCUGGGGGGAUGUCAGGGGGGUUUGGGGACCACCCUGGGCUGGGAGAGACAGGAAGGGACAGCGACAGCUCUGGGAUCUCCUGCGGGCUCAGCCCUGGGUGGGAGGAUCAGUCCCACAACCACGGGGCACCGAGGAGGAGAAGGAGGAAAAGAAAGAGGAGGAAGAGGAGGAGGGAGUCAGUGUGGCCCCGGACUGGGAUCUGACCCCCCUCCCUGAUCCCUGUGCAGCAUCACCAGGAGGAGCCGCCGUGUCCCUGUGCCCAGCUCCAACCAGGCCAUGAAGACAGAGAAGGACGAGCCCGUGGCCACCUUCUCCCUGCGGGGCAAAUUCGGCAUGGAGGGGGCAGGCUGCAGUGCCCCGGCCCUGCCCGGUGCCCCGAUGCCGCUGGCGGGGAGCGGAGGGACCCCGGCCCCGGAGCUGCGGCCGCUGAAGCGCAGACCUGUCCCAGGGAAACAUUACCAGUGCUCGAGCUACGGCUGCAAGCUGGCCUUCCCCAGCAUGCAGGAGCUGAUGGACCACCUGAAGGUGCACUACAGACCCACGCAGUCCCUCGAGGGCAAAACCUUCCGCUGCCCCACCCUGGGCUGCACCGAGACCUUCCCCAGCAUGCAGGACCUCAUGGCCCACAUGAAGGUGCACUACAAACCCAACCGCUACUUCAAGUGUGAGAACUGCCUGCUGCGCUUCCGCACGCACCGCUCGCUCUUCAAGCACCUGCACGUCUGCUCCGACAGCGCCGGGGGCUCCGCGCCGCCCCCCCGGCCCGACCGGCCCGUCCUGCCGCCCGCCGCCCCGGAGAAGGAGCCCCCGGCCAAGCCGGCCGAGGGGCUGCCCCGGCUGCCGAGCGCUCCGCGGCCGCUGCAGAAGGAAUCGCCGGCGGCGGGCGCGGACUCUGCCGCGGCCGCGCUGCCCUCGGCGCUGCCCGGCUCGCUGGAGCCGCUGCCGCUGGUGUCGCCGGCUCCUCACCCCUUCCCGCUGCUGGAGCCCGGCCUCUUCGGGCCCUCGUCCUUGCCUCGCUUCUCGGGGCCGCCACCCCCGUCCUCGGUGCCGUUCCUGUCCUACGUGCCCCCCUCGCCCUACGGGCUGGCGCAGCCCCCGGCUCAGCACCGCCUGCGGCCCUUCCUGCCGGGCCACGGCCCCCCCAGCGUCUCCAACGCCGUCUGGAAGAAAAGCCAAGGUGUGAGUGUCAGCCCACUCCUCCCAUGCUUUGGCUCAGGAGUGACUCCAGGGCACUCCUCCAACAGCCGCAUCGUCUGGGAGCACACGCGGGGCCGCUACAGCUGCACGCAGUGCCCCUUCUCCACCGCCUCCCGCCAGGAGAUGACCCUGCACAUCGAGGACCACCGCAAGAACCCCCCGCCCGGCCGCCUGGAGGCCGACAUGGAUUUCGGGGUGGGCCUCGCCCCGUUCCACGCCAAGCUGCCGCCGGAGGUGGAGAACUCCCUGUACUCCCAGCUUUGAUGCCCUCGGCUCCCAAGGGACUCUCCUGGCGUGCCCUGAGCCGGGCAGGGGGCACAGCACAGCCCCUGCACUGUGCAGGGACAGGCAGCCCUCCCUGGGGACAGGAGCAGCCAGCGGGGCCGAUGUUUCCCCUGGAAUUUCUCCCCUUCCUUUCCAUUUUUGGGGACUCUCCAGCAGCCGGAACCUCUGUAUCUCCCUCCCCUAAAGGUUUUGUUGCUUCAGCCCCGGGGGCUCUGCGGGGAGCCCGGUAGGUUCUCAGGAGGUAGUGGACUUCUCUGGAAUGAGAUCUUGGAAAAAUAAAUGGGAAUUGUACAGGA
Molecule: messenger RNA, 1821 nt
Organism: Lonchura striata (white-rumped munia)
Lineage: Eukaryota; Metazoa; Chordata; Aves; Passeriformes; Estrildidae
Source: RefSeq, a predicted model, not a curated record